Molecule: messenger RNA, 788 nt
Organism: Anguilla rostrata (American eel)
Lineage: Eukaryota; Metazoa; Chordata; Actinopteri; Anguilliformes; Anguillidae
Gene: timm8b
Product: translocase of inner mitochondrial membrane 8 homolog B (yeast)
Exons: 2
Coding region: 133-411 (92 amino acids)
Source: RefSeq, a predicted model, not a curated record
CAUAGAAACACACGUGGGUUAGGGGGCAAAUAAGGAUAGCAUACGACUUGAUGAGUUGUAGAAGGUCAUUGCUUUUCAUAAAAAAUAAUCGUCGAGUAGUGUGAAUAAUCCCAAUUAGCAAUACAGGGUGACAUGGCCGACUUCAACUCCGGUUUUGAUUUAAGUGCCUCUGAAAAGGCCGAGGCUACAGAGCUUCAGAAGAUGAUUGCUAUCGAACAACAGAAAGCGCAGUUUCAGGCGCAGGUGCACAACUUCACAGACGUGUGCUGGGAUAAGUGUGUGGAGAAGCCAGGCUCGAAGCUGGACUCACGGACUGAGACCUGCCUCGUUAGCUGCGUGGAGCGCUUCAUUGACACCACCCUCACCAUCACCAACCGCUUCACACAGAUGGUGCAGAAGGGGGCACACUGAUCCAUCCGUGCGUGGCCAAAGCUCACCGACUCAACUCUGAGUCUAAACGUGUGCUGCACUUGGGACCUCACUUCGUAGGGUCAUGGACUCUUUCUAGAAAUACGAUCAUGACCCCUCAUGCUUAAUGUUACCAAGAGCAACAAUGAAUAUGGUUAUGAACCGGCAUAUUUCUUUCCGUUCUUCAAACAUGUCUGUACCUCUCCUUUUGGGACAGAACAUCCUGUGACCCUCUGUGCACGGAUUGAUGUGUGAUGUAGAUGUUUGUUCAUGUUUUUAUGUUGGAAAACAUUUUAUCGCACUCCUUGCUGCCAUAAUGCUACAUGUGUUGAAUGUAGCAAAAAAUGUAAAAAGAAUUAAAGCAGUCAAUGCAGUUGCAA